GCAACACUCUUGAGCAAAGAGAACUGAAUACAUCAAACAGAAGACAAGAUGGUUACAGUCACAGAGUUUCAGAAGAUAGGUGUGGGGUUAACUGGCUUUGGCCUGUUCUUCCUCAUGUUCGGGGUGCUUUUGUACUUUGACUCUGUGUUGCUGGCAUUUGGAAACGUGCUGUUUCUUACUGGUCUGACAUUCAUAAUCGGCCUGCAGAGAACAGCUCAGUUUUUCUUCCAGAGGCAGAAGGCUAGAGGUUCAACUUUCUUCCUGGGUGGUGUUGCCCUAGUGUUGCUGCGCUGGCCAGUGGUUGGUAUGGUGAUGGAAAGUUAUGGCUUCAUGUUGCUCUUCAGGUCAUUCUUCCCAGUGGCCUUUGGAUUUCUUGGGUCAGUAAUACAAAUCCCAUUUGUCAAUAUGCUUAUAAGCAAACUCUCAGGAAGCAGUACUUCUAUGGUCUGAGGAUGUUUUUGUUUUGAAUGAACAAAAAUGUAGUACAGCUACAUAUCAGUAGACGGACCCCUGGUUUACAGAUUUUUGAUAUAAUGGCCCUUGAAAUGUUGUACUUGUGUUCAGUAUCUGGAUUGACUGCUUCCGGUAUUACAGACUUUUGAGGGUACACCUUUCCUCGAUGAUGCAGAAGUUGUGAGCCAAUCAGACACAGACUUUUCACCAAUGACACUGAGGUCAUUAACAAAUCUGGCGCUGACUUUUUAACAAUAUACAGUCUGCUAACCUCUUUUUAAUUAACCUCCUGUGUCUAUGUGGGUUUCCUCCCAAAGUCCAAAGAUAUGCAGUUCAGGUGAACUAGUAAUGCUAAAUUGCCUGUAGUGAGUGUGUGCAUGUGUGAUAACCCUGCAAUGGGUGUUGUCUCAUCCAACAUGUACCCCCCCAGCCCUGAACCAGUUGCCUCUGGGAUAGGCUCUGGUUCACCACAAAUCUGCUCAGGACAAGUGGUUAUUGAAAUUGUAGGGAUGCAUUAAAUUUGUGCUACAUUAAAUUUAAAACUAAUUUAAAAUGAUUUAAAAUAAAAAUGCAUAAUCUCCACCAGCCUCAGAUGGAUGCCGAUCGCUGACAGAUCAGUUCUACAAACGCAUACAGACUUUCUCAUAUGCAUCUCACACUGAGAAACACCUGGAAUGUCCUGUGUUGUGUUUCCAUUCUGAGUGUGCAUAGCUGCCAACUACAGUCUAAACGUAAAAAUGCUUGACACAGAAAAACAUUUUAGAAAACAGAACGUAGAAAAACAUACAAUUUAAAAUAUUAAAAGAAAAUUUUAAAUAUUUGUAUUGCCAAAAAAUUGAUACUUGAAUGUUUAGAACAUGCGAAACCUGAGAAGUUGGUUUUUGAUUCGAGGUACACACACACAUUUUCUGAACCGCUUGUCCCAUACGGGGUCGUGGGGAAC
Molecule: messenger RNA, 1396 nt
Organism: Scleropages formosus (Asian bonytongue)
Lineage: Eukaryota; Metazoa; Chordata; Actinopteri; Osteoglossiformes; Osteoglossidae
Gene: golt1a
Product: golgi transport 1A
Exons: 5
Coding region: 49-450 (133 amino acids)
Biological process (GO): retrograde transport, endosome to Golgi; endoplasmic reticulum to Golgi vesicle-mediated transport
Cellular component (GO): endoplasmic reticulum; membrane
Source: RefSeq, a predicted model, not a curated record